Molecule: messenger RNA, 1155 nt
Organism: Pieris macdunnoughi
Lineage: Eukaryota; Metazoa; Arthropoda; Insecta; Lepidoptera; Pieridae
Source: the annotation of a GenBank genome assembly
AUGCUUAAUAAAUAUCUACCAGUUACUCUUAUACCCGUGGUGAGUGAAAGAAAACGCUACGAGCAUGAAGAUAAUUAUAUCUGUCUUAUAUCUAUAUAUGUAGCAAGUGGAUUUGGACCAAAAUUAGUGAUAGAUCACGACGGUGGCGCUGACGAUGCUAUGGCAAUUUUCAUGGCAUUAUUAAAUGAAAAAUAUUUUAAUGGGCCAAAUGUAGUUGCAAUAACAACUGUUCAUGGUAAUGUCGAUGAACCACAAGUAUUUAAUAAUACACAAAGAAUUUUGAGUAUUGCUAACAGGCGAGACAUACCAAUAUAUCGUGGAUCUAAAACAGCUAUUAUAAAGAAUGCUCCGUCUGACUACUAUUUUGGACGUGAUGGACUAGGAGACAACGAAACAACGCUUUUUAAACCUAUUGAAGCCCAAACUGAUGUUGCUGCAAUUGCAUUAAUUAAUCUAUCCCAGAAAUACCAAGACGCACUAACAAUAGUUACUCUAGGUCCCUUAACGAAUUUAGCUCUCGCGAUGAAAUUGGAUCCAGAAAUUAUAUCCCGAAUUUCUCAAACCUAUGUCGCGGCUAGUUAUAUUAAUAGUCAAGGACUAAAUAAAAUUGAGUUUAACAUAAAAAUGGACGUAGAAGCAUACUAUAUCAUGAUUGAAAAUGGUUCAGCUGAUAAAGUUACUAUUAUUCCUUCGACGCAGGUCAAACAAUAUUUAAACUUGGGAAAGGCAUGGCGUCGGGAUGUUUUUGGAGCAAUAAACACAGAUAUAGUACGUUCAUUAAAUGCGUUUGAGCGAAAAUCAAUGACUUUAACGAAGGACUGGAAGCCAUUAGAUCCUUCUGCAAUGGCUAUAGUACUAGAACCGUCAGUGGUUCUAGAAAAGAAAUUAACAAAUACAUCUAUUUUCUUGUGUGGUAAAUUACGUGGCAGGACAACUUAUAAUUUUAAAUCAAAAUAUCCAAACGCAAGAGUUAUAAAAUCAGCUGACAAGAAUGUUUAUCAAAAUUUCCUAAUAAAAAUUUUCUCCGCUAAUAUAAACGAUCAAAAUAAUGAUAAGGACAAUACAAAUACUAAUGAUACUAGCAAUAGUAAUGAAAGUGACGAUAACGAUAAUGAAGACAAUAACGACACUAUAGAUAAUUCUAAUAAUAUAUAA